Limulus polyphemus (Atlantic horseshoe crab) is the source of this 1797-nucleotide messenger RNA. It is a transcript of the gene RIOK2, whose product is annotated as serine/threonine-protein kinase RIO2-like. The coding region runs from base 81 to 1616 and encodes 511 amino acids. Gene Ontology annotation, molecular function: ATP binding; protein serine/threonine kinase activity. Gene Ontology annotation, biological process: maturation of SSU-rRNA; protein phosphorylation. Lineage: Eukaryota; Metazoa; Arthropoda; Merostomata; Xiphosura; Limulidae. Gene Ontology annotation, cellular component: nucleus; preribosome, small subunit precursor; cytosol. The transcript has 10 exons. The record is from RefSeq and is a predicted model, not a curated record.
GAUUGUGCAUUUUAUUAAUGGCUGCCAGACACGACGUACAUUGUGAAUUUAUGGCUUAAGCUUAAAUCAAGACUGAUAAAAUGGGAAAGUUAAAUGUUUCUCUACUUCGUUAUAUGUCUAAGGAUGACUUCAGAGUUCUGACAGCUGUUGAAAUGGGUAUGAAGAAUCAUGAGCUCGUUCCUGCUCCUUUGAUAGCUUCAAUAGCUAGUCUCAAACAUGGUGGAUGCCAUAAGCAUUUGAAAGAACUGACAAAAAAUAAACUUUUAUCUUAUGAACGUGGAAAAAGAUAUGAUGGCUAUAGAUUGACAUUCAUGGGCUAUGAUUACCUGGCUCUUCGUGUUCUAUCUAACAAAAAUGUAGUUAUGUCUGUUGGGAAUCAGAUAGGUGUUGGCAAAGAAUCAGAUAUAUACAUUGUUGCUGAUGAAGAUGGGAAAGAGAUGGUCCUGAAAAUUCAUAGGUUAGGUAGAACAUCAUUCCGCAGAUUGAAAGAAAAACGAGACUAUCACAGACACAGACAUAAAGCAUCAUGGAUUUACCUAUCAAGAUUAGCAGCAGUAAAAGAGUUUGCAUUUAUGAAGGCAUUGUAUGAGAGAGACUUCCCUGUACCAAAACCAGUUGACUUCAACCGACACUGUGUGGUCAUGGAAAUGGUUAAAGGAUAUCCAUUAUGUCAAGUCCACCAUGUUGCUGACCCUCCAAUCUUGUAUGACGACUUAAUGAACCUGCUUGUGCGAUUAGCCACUCAUGGACUUAUACAUGGAGAUUUCAAUGAGUUUAACAUCAUGCUUGAUGAAAAGGACCAUGCUACAUUAAUUGACUUUCCUCAGAUGGUAUCCACAAUGCAUCCUAAUGCUGAAUGGUAUUUUGAUCGUGAUGUGGCUUGUGUUCGGGAGUUUUUUAAGAAACGGUUUGACUUUCAAAGUGAGCUUUAUCCAAUUUUUGCGGACAUACAACGGGAAGACACCCUAGACUUUAGCACAGCAGCAAGUGGUUUUUCCAAAGAACUCCAAGAGGAUUUAGAAGAGGCUAUUCAAUUAAUGAAUGAAGAUGAGGUUGGAAAUGAUAUAGAAGAGAAUGAUAUGUCUGAAAUAGCACAGGAAGAAGAUGAACCAAAUUAUUGUAGUAAUACACCUGCACAAAUAAAUAUUGAAAACCUUCCAAAACAUGGUUCUAUGAUGCAGAAGUUUUUAGAAGAGGCUCAUCAAACUGAAUUAGAGGAUGAUGCACCAAUAUUAAUUGAUGAUAAUAGCAUUGAUGAAAGCUUUGAGAUUCUGAAGAUAGAAACCCAAAGUAAAAUUUCAAAAGAUAAUCAGGAAAUGAACACUGACAAUUCGGAAGUAAAUGAAGUAGAAAAAGAAAGAAGUCUACAAGAUCAUGCAAAAGAAACCAAUAGCCAAGUAGGAGGAUGUGCUCAAAGUGUUAUUUACAGUGUCACAAGUACAGCAACAAUUGCACCAGAAGAAAUUCGAAAUCGGGUGAAGAAACAUAUAAGGAAACGAGAAAUAUCUCAAGGACACAGGAUGAGAGUAAAAGGAGAGGCAAAUUCCGUGAAUAGGAAUCGAAGGGAAAAUAGAGAUGCCAUUAAGCAAACUCUUUCAGGUUUCUGGUGUGAAUGAAAACAAUCUUUAUUAUUCUAAUUGUCUUGUCUUCAAGGGCUGAUAAAUAAAAUUUAUGAGAGCCAUAUAAAAUAUUAGUAAACUGAAUAUGUUGAAAAAUUAUACAUUCUACCUGUAUGAAUAAUACCAUAAUUAAAAUCUUUGUUCUGUUCUGAGUAAAUAUUUGGUUCGAAACUGAUUA